UCCCGUAGCUGUAGAGCUAUUCCUCUUACUUUAUUUAAGUAGUCGGGGGUAUCCUUUAAGAACCCCUUCCCUGUGUCGAAGAGCCUCUUCCACAUAUUGUAGCAGGCUGCAAACCCAACCUUAGAGAAUACCUCCCCUAGCUUUGCCCCCAUAUUAAAAUAGGGUCUCGGAGGUCUCGUAAGUAUGCUCAGCUUCUUUAGACAGGUAGAGGAAAAUCGUUGCUGCUGCUCGCUCAGCAUCCGUCGUAGUCGGCUUGCGCCUUCCUGCCGGACUCUGGCUGUACACGUCGCCCGCAAACGACGCUCUAUAACCUCUCUCAGAUAAGAUAUUCUACAAUCGGGAUAAGCCCUAAUAUGUACUGUAUCCUCGGGUAAUUUACUUAGCAAUCUCACUGUAGGUUUCAGGCUGCGGCGGCACCAUUCUUAAAGAUAACGCGUAGUCACGUGCCAGGGCAAUUUAGGCCGAACCUGAGAUCCCCUAUUACCCCACCAAAGAUGUACCCCACUAAGUUAGAGUUCUCAUGACAUCAAGGAACCCCACCAUAAGCAAUCUGGAGGAAUUCUAGUUCAACAAAAGCUUCGAAAUAACAAAAAAAAUCAUACACCCAUUGAAUCUGGCAUUGCAACAGUAUUAUUACCAUGUCGUCUGACAGCGGCCUCUUGUACCUGGGUUUCGACCUAUCCACACAGCAACUCAAGGCUGUCGUUAUCACAUCCGCCCUGAAUGUGGCGCACGAAGCCAAGGUCGAUUUUGACGCCGAUCUCGCUCACCAUGGCAUCACGAAAGGGGUCUUCCAUCCUUCGCCAAAAGAAGUAACCGCGCCGGUCGCGAUGUGGCUCGAGGCUGUUGAUCUCGUCCUCAGCCGGCUUCGAGAGGCCGGUGCCCCGCUGGGUCGGAUAAGGGGGAUUAGCGGAGCAGGGCAGCAGCAUGGAAGUGUGUUCUGGAAUAAAGCGGGAGAGGAGACGUUGAGCAAGUUGGAUGCGAAGAAGACAUUGGUGGAGCAGCUGAAGGGUGGCUUCGCGUGCGAGACGAGCCCGAAUUGGCAGGAUGCGAGCACACAGAAUGAGUGCGAUGCUUUCGAUAAGGUACUCGGUUCGGAGGAGGAGUUGGCAAAGCUUACGGGUAGCAAAGCGCAUCAUCGAUUCACUGGCCCUCAGGUCAUGAAAUUCAAGAAGAACAACGCGGAUGUAUACGAGAAGACAUCGAAGAUCUCUCUCGUAUCUUCGUUCCUGGCUUCCGUAUUUCUUGGAAGCGUGGCCCCGAUCGAUAUCAGCGAUGUCUGCGGCAUGAACCUCUGGAACAUUGUCGAGGGAGCCUGGGAGUGGGACCUCCUUACUCUCGCAGCCGGCAGCAAGGAAGAUGGCGAGAUACUAAGACGGAAGCUGGGCGAUGUCCGAUCAGACGGCUGUGGGAGCAUGGGAGCUAUCUCUGACUACUACGUGCAACGAUACGGCUUUAGCAAGGAGUGCCAGAUCGCGCCAUUCACAGGUGAUAACCCAAGCACGAUUCUCAGUCUGCCUCUGAGAGCAGGUGACGCCAUGGUGAGUCUCGGUACGAGCACAACAUUCCUCAUGUCAACACCUCACUUCGUCGCCGACCCAGCCGUCCAUUUCUUCAACCACCCCACAACAAGCGGCCUGUACAUGUUUAUGCUCUGUUACAAGAACGGCGGUCUCGCCCGCGAAAAGACGCGUGAUUCGCUCGCUAAAUCCAGCGACGGCAACACCUGGAGCACCUUUGAGAAGACCGUCCUUGAAACCCCACCGCUCGGCAAGAACACGCCCCUCGACCCCGCAAAACUGGGCCUGUACUUUCCACUCCCCGAGAUCGUGCCAAACGUGCGCGCGGGAACAUGGCGCUUCUCGCUCGCCAACGGCGCGCUUACCGAGUCCGAUGAGGGCUGGAAGAUCCCUGAAAACGAUGCGCGCGCGAUCGUCGAGUCGCAGGCUCUCUCACUGCGUCUACGGUCGAAGAAUCUUGUCGUCAGCCCUGCAGCAGGGCUGCCGGCACAGCCUAAGCGAAUCUACCUCGUUGGCGGGGGCUCGCUGAGCCCGGCUAUCGCUAGGGUGAUGGGGGAUGUCCUGGGCGGCUUGGAGGGUGUCUAUAAACUCAAUGUUGGCGGCAAUGCUUGUGCGCUCGGUGGGGCGUAUAAGGCUGUUUGGGCGGUGGAGAGGAAGGAGAAUGAGACGUUUGAGGAGCUGAUUGGAGCGAGGUGGAAUGAGAGCGAGGCGGUGGAGAAAGUCGAUAUUGGAUAUAAACCACAGGUGUGGCAGGCAUGUGGCGAUGUACUGCCAGCCUUUGAGGAGGUGGAGAAGAAGGUCCUGGCACGUGAAGAGAGGGCUGCGUGAGAAUAAUGUCUUGCAUGUCAUCAAAUAUUGAGCAACUAGCCUCUGCAUAGUUUGUCUAUUUCCCUUUAGCCUUUUAAAAUAGACUAAAUGGCAAAGAUGAGGGAAAAAGCAAUCCACGGGCCGUAUGGCGUCCGCUCAUCCCCAUGUUUCGGCCUUUAAAGAAGCUUUACUGAAUUAACAAAGGAAAUCCAACUCCGGAACCAGAUAAUUGUGCUCAAACACCGCCAUGGGUAAACUAAAGCCUCUUUAUGUAGACAAACGAACUUAUCCUCGUCCAAUGUUACACAUAUCCAUUCCAUCCCACUCCCAUUAUCCAACAAAUGCCUAUAAAACCACGCCUCCGCACCUCCCAGAUCAAACUCCAGAAACCCAAGCCAGUUCGACAGUUUUUAGUUCAACAAUCACAUUCACAUCCUGGAGACCACACCACAAGCACCGCACGGGACCAACGCCACAAACACUGCACGAUACCCAGAAAAUCAGCAACGCCACCACAACACCGGCUCAAUUGAGUCGUUUCAGACCGCGCAUAGCCCGCCCAGUUCUCCUCGACCUAGUAUUCCGGACCCCGAGCUCACUAC
Pseudogymnoascus destructans is the source of this 2929-nucleotide messenger RNA. RefSeq lists its product as uncharacterized. Bases 639 to 2348 code for a protein of 569 amino acids. Gene Ontology annotation, molecular function: D-xylulokinase activity. Lineage: Eukaryota; Fungi; Ascomycota; Leotiomycetes; Thelebolales; Thelebolaceae. Gene Ontology annotation, cellular component: cytosol. Gene Ontology annotation, biological process: xylulose metabolic process; D-xylose metabolic process. The transcript is spliced from 2 exons. The record is from RefSeq and is a predicted model, not a curated record.